AUGUCAGACACCACAAAACACUAUUCCGCUGAGGACAUCACAGGUGAUCCCCUCGAGUCCAUCAGCACUGACAAGUCUGUCGAACAGCAUGCCGUCACCAAGCUUGACGAGGAACGAUUCAGUCUGUGGAGCGUGUUGGGCGUCCAGUACACCCUCGGCUGCGCUCCAUUGGCCAUCGCCGGGUAUAUGCAAUUCACCCUGGGCGUCGGAGGCAGCCCCUACUUUUUCUGGUGUUUUAUCGUGGCCGCGGUCGGUCAGGGCAUCGUCGUGAUGACCUUUGCCGAGUUGUCGUCUGCAUAUCCCCAUGUUGCAGGUCAAACGUAUUGGACAGCCAUUCUGGCUCCACCCAAGUACCGCCGUUUCCUCACCUACCUCAACGGAAUAAUGACCUUGUGGGGGUGGAACUUCGCCGUCGCGGGUGGCUAUUUUCUAAGCACGCAGUUCAUCCUCGGGACCGCCAGCAUCCUCAAUAGCAACUAUGUUCCCCAGCACUACCAGAGCUUUUUGAUGUCCAUUGCCAUGUUCUUCAUCGCUAUCGCCAUGAACACCUGGCUCAUCAAAUUUUAUCCGGCCGUCACCAAAUUCUUUGUCGUCGCCAUCAACGUGGCUGUCGUCUACAUCAUCGUUGCGAUCCUCGCCAAAGCGCAGCCAAAGGCUGACGCAAAAACGGUCUUCAUUGAUGUCAUCAACAACACCGGCUGGGGCUCGGACGGUCUCGUCUUCUGUCUUGGGAUGUUGCCCACGCUGGUUGCUCUGUGUCUUCCCGACGGCGCGACGCAUUUGACCGAAGAGCUGCCCAACCCUCAACGACGCGUGCCACAAAUCAUGAUCGGAUCGUUCCUCCUCUCAUUCUUGGGGGCCUUCGUCAUGAUCAUCGUCCUCCUGUUCUGCACCGUCAACCCCGCGGGUCUCCUGGAGCCUUUGGGAGGCCAGCCGAUUUUCCAAAUCUGCUGGGAUGCGUGGAACAACACGGGUUUCCUGGUCACCAUCGGCAUCAUCUUUUCCGCCUCCUUCGUCCAGGGCUGCAACUCCUGCCUGACCGGCGAGAGCCGUAUUGCCUGGUCCUUUGCCAAGUCUGGCGGUCUCCCUUGGGGCUCAUGGCUGACCAAAGUCGACGACAAGACGCUCGUCCCUGUCAACUCGGUCCUGGCGUGCGCGGUAGUGGCCCUCGCAUUCGACUUCCUCGAGUUUGCCCCCGCGUAUGUUCUGAAUGCCAUUUACGGAUCUGCCGGCAUCUGUUUCGGAAUCUCAUACGGCCUGCCAGUCGUGUUACUGGUGCUUCAGGAUCGAGACCGUCUGCCCGCCAAUCGAUACAUCAACCUCGGCCGCGCGGGUCUCAUCCUCAACAUCCUCAUGAUCGGCUGGAUCUGUUUCGAGGUUGUCUUCCUGAGCUUUCCCCUGAAUUACCCCGUCACCACUGACAAUAUGAACUGGGCUUCGGUAGUUGCCAUUGGCUGUUUGGUACUUUCUAUCGGUAACUGGUUCAUUGUGAAAGACAAGUACUGCGUUCCGGAAGCGUUGGCCUUUGAGAUUGUGCCACAUGGGUCUUCUCAUCACCAUCAUCACCACCACGAGGACAAUGCUUAG
Molecule: messenger RNA, 1587 nt
Organism: Fonsecaea pedrosoi CBS 271.37
Lineage: Eukaryota; Fungi; Ascomycota; Eurotiomycetes; Chaetothyriales; Herpotrichiellaceae
Exons: 2
Coding region: 1-1587 (528 amino acids)
Biological process (GO): transmembrane transport
Cellular component (GO): membrane
Molecular function (GO): transmembrane transporter activity
Source: RefSeq, a predicted model, not a curated record